AUGAGAAUCGCCAUCCGGGAGCAGCUCGCCGCGCUUGUCCUGUCCGCCGUGCUCGUCGCCCUCGCCAUCAUCUCCAUCCCGACAUGGAUCUACGUGCACAACUUCGUCGUCGACGUCGAGUCCAACGGCCUGGCGCUGACGGCGCAGCUCAAGGCCUCCGAGAUUGCCUCUGAGCUGCAGCUGGCCCAGACCAUCUGCCAGACCGUCGCCACGCGCAUCCUGCUGCAGCAGGCCUUUGUCAACUUCUACAACCAAAACUCGUCCGACCCCUUUGCCAAUGCGCGCGCCGACCUCGAGAGCGCCAUGAGCUCCAGCCACUCGGCCGGCCUGCUGCAGGCCCGCCUGUACUCGCGCAACACCACCGGCGGCGGCCACGAGGGGCUCGUCAGCGUCACCGGCGCCGGCGUGGGCAAUGCCAGCAAUAACAUCCCGCUGCCCUACCUGGCGCCCGACGGCUCGCGCGUCAACCUGAGCGACACCGAGUUCGGCUACCCGCCGUCGCUCUACCCAAACAUCACCUACACCAGCCUCGGAUACCCCAACCCGUACAUCCCGUCGACCCCGGCCUUUGCUGCCUAUGCGUUUCCAAACGUCAAUCUUAGUACCGGCGGCGGCCUGUUCCUCGGGCCUCUAGUCAUCAACGAUACGUUUGCCUUGCUGUCCCUCACCAUCCCGGUCCGGUCCUUUGCCAUCUCGGGCUUCAUUCUUGGCUACAUGACGCUGGUUGUCGCCGCGGGGUCUCUGACCGACAUCCAAAUGGCGCCCGACGGCUUGGGCUCGACGGGCGUCGUCCUCGUCGUUGGGCCGGCCAAUCCUUCCAAUCGCUUCAAUGCAUCUGCACCACCAAGCAACGACACCUAUACGCCCGUGCCGGGUCAAUUCAAAAACACGCCUGUUCGCUUCGUCAUCCCCCCCGUCCCAGUGCCAGGACAACCCGAUCGACAUUCUGAGCGUAGUUUUGAGGAUGGCAAAAAUUAUGCUCGUCCAUUUCCGCUCCACGAUUUUCCAAGUCUGCAGAAAGUAUAUACCCAGAAGCUUUCCCUGACCAACAACUCCACUGUGGCCUUGUCAACAACAAACGAGCAAGGCGCCGCCGUUGCCGUAGGCGUCGCCCGCCCGGCCACUACCCUCGUCGACUGGGCUGUCGUCGUCGAAAAGUCCAAAUCCGAAGCCUAUCAGCCCAUUAACCAGCUGAGAGAUAUCCUCUUAGGGUGCGUCUUUGGCACUGCCGGCCUUGUUGCCAUUCUGGUGUUUCCCUGCGCGCACGUCAGCGUGCUAUCCAUCCGGCGACUCAAGUCCGCGACGGAAAAAUCCAUCAACCCUCCAGGAUAUGACGACGAGUUUGAUGAUGGUUUUGACGAAGAGCAUCCAAGCUCGGGAGCUACUAGUUCUAAGCGAUCCGACAGGGGCUUUUUCGGCACCAUCUGGCGGAAGAUAUUCCCAAAGAAGAAGAUUAAGCCCAUUAGUGAAGACGAUGCCAACCGACACGUCUUCAAAAUUCCUGCCAGAGUCGAGGUUAAGAAAAACUACAUUACUGACGAAUUGACGGAGCUCUCAAUGACGUUCAAUGAAAUGUCUGAUGAGCUGUUGAAGCAGUAUACAUCUUUGGAGGAAAAGGUUUCCGAGAGAACGCGGGAACUAGAGAUUAGUAAAAGAGCCGCCGAGGCUGCCAACGAGAGCAAGACCUUGUUCAUUGCCAACAUUUCUCACGAAUUAAAGACGCCGCUGAAUGGCAUCAUGGGCAUGUGCGCUGUUUGCAUGGAAGAGGAUGAUAUUGUGCGGAUAAAACAGUCCCUCAAGACACUUUAUAGAUCAGGCGACCUCUUACUGCAUCUUUUAGAAGAUUUGCUCAGUUUUUCCAAAAACCAAAUAGGCCAGCAUGUCAGCCUUGAAGAGAGAGAAUUUCGACUGGGCGAAAUCAAGUCCCAAAUGCUCUUUACUUUCGAUAAACAGGCUCGCGAGAGCGACAUUGCCUUCACCGUCAGUUUUCUUGGGACCGAGAAUGCAGAGCUGAAUGGACUCCGGAAUGAUAGUACAUUCGAGAAGAGACUGCCUGCUUUAGGCCCCAAUGGCAUGGGCAGACUGAAAGAUGCCUAUGUCUGGGGCGAUCAGCAUAGAAUCUUGCAAGUCAUAAUCAAUCUUGUCAACAAUAGUCUCAAGUUUACGCCGGCCGGGGGAAAGGUGCACCUUAGGAUUCGAUGCAUUGCCGAGGUCGAGCAGAUCAACAAUAAUGAUAGUAGGACUUCGUCAUUGUCCAAAAGUGGCUCUGCGAGGGCUGGGCGCAGCCGGCAUCGAGGCAGCACGGGAUCUUCGCGUUCUGCCAACUCCAGAAAUACAAACUCGUCUUCCACGGUCAAAGGCGGCACAGCUCUUGCAAUCAAUCCCAUGGACCCCAAGGCCACCCCUCACGUCCGCAUUCGAGAGAGGUCGCCAACACCGCCUCCGCCAAAUGCCAAGCCGUACAUAUUCGAAUUCGAGGUAGAAGACAGUGGCCCAGGUAUUCCCGAACAUAUGCAAGAUAAGAUCUUUGAGCCAUUUGUGCAAGGCGACCUCGGCCUAAACAGAAAGUUUGGAGGAACAGGUCUGGGAUUGAGCAUCUGCUCGCAGCUUGCCAAGCUAAUGGGCGGAUCCAUCACUCUUAAAAGCACCGUGGGUGUGGGGUCGACUUUUACGAUGCAGAUCCCUCUCAAAUACGUCAAAGAUCGCCCGCCAAGCACGGCUUCCAGUAGCACGAAUUCAAGGCCGACAAGCGUCAGGUCCACAGCUGCUGACGGCCACCGCAAUUCCUUGAACGGCUCAGCAUCUCCUCUACAAGAGCCAAAAUCCAAAAGCACGCCUGCUUUGAUAGAAAACAAACUACCCCGUCUUGUGGGCCUCAGUGCCCCCUUUUUCGCUGCCAAACCCGCGUCACCCAAAAAAGAUGACCAAAUUGCCACGGCAGCCAUUGACAAGGCAAUGGCCAAUAAAAUCGACAAGGCAAUGGCCAGUAAAACAGAUAAUGGCAAAUUGCGCGUCUUGGUUGCCGAUGAUAACGCAACCAAUGUCGAAGUGGUCAGCAGGAUGCUCAAGCUCGAAGACGUCUAUGACGUUGCCAUUGCCAAGGACGGCCAGGAAGCAUUUGAGCUGGUCAAGGCCAGCAUGGAGAAGAAUCAGCGUUUCGAUGUCAUAUUCAUGGAUAUUCAGAUGCCCAACGUUGACGGCUUACAGUCAACACGGCUUAUUCGCAAGAUGGGCUACGCCGCGCCCAUUGUGGCGCUCACUGCUUUUUCAGAAGAGAGCAAUGUAAAAGAGUGUAUAGAGUCAGGGAUGGAUGAGUUUUUGAGCAAGCCCAUACGGCGGCCAGCCCUGAAAAAAGUGCUAAAGAAGUUUGUCACGAUUCCGGAGGAGCCCGAGACGACUGCUCCGACAACGAAAGAAAAGGAAUCAAACCCACAUACAGUAAACGGAAUGAAUGGGAAACAUAAGGAAGAGGCGCAUUUAGAUUAAUAUAAUUUUCAUUAAUUGUUUUUA
Molecule: messenger RNA, 3510 nt
Organism: Trichoderma atroviride IMI 206040
Lineage: Eukaryota; Fungi; Ascomycota; Sordariomycetes; Hypocreales; Hypocreaceae
Biological process (GO): protein autophosphorylation; phosphorelay signal transduction system
Cellular component (GO): plasma membrane
Molecular function (GO): phosphorelay sensor kinase activity; histidine phosphotransfer kinase activity
Source: RefSeq, a predicted model, not a curated record